CCUUACCCUUUCGACACCAUGUCAUCGGUGGUAGAAGAAGCGCAAUUCUGGCAGGCAGUAGGAAUACUGGUCAAAAACUAUCAUGCCUUGAAUAAAAAGAUAUUCGAAGUGGUGGUAACGCAAGUGGAGAAACAGCAGGAUGGCCAGCUGCAUGAUUCCAGCGAGGAGGAACUCACGAAAUCCCUGAGGGAGCAGCCAGACCAGCGCACGUGCCAGGGAUUCAAGAUAGGAUACAAAUUGCUGCCCAAGAAACUGGCGGAGAACAUUCUGGCUACUGGGACUGUAGACUUUGUGGAACGUAGCUAUCAGUGCCAGUGUGCAAGCGAUGCUAUUGAUGACUUCUCGGUGCGACUCCUUGAGGGACAGCUUAAAUUGGAAGCCAAAGAUAAUCCGAAUUGGCUGGAGUAUGUUCUGAGGCCAAAGCUUCUGAGCUGGUCGCAGUCGAAGCAGGAGGAAGCCAGGCUGAAAUCCUUGAGUUUGAUAGAUGUUGAAAAGUACAAUGAUCUGUACAAGGGGCUGAAACGGAAGCAUUCCCAGCGCCUCCUAGAGUACUGGCAGACUGCUCAGGAGUCCACGGAUCCGCUGAAGUUCAUCUACGAGGACUUGGCCAUCGCCGCUUACCUUAUUGUCCUUUGGAGCCAAACCCAAACAGAACCCAAGGCUUUCGCGGACCUGGGCUGUGGCAAUGGACUCUUGGUGCAUGUGCUCAAUGCCGAGGGCUACAAGGGCUAUGGCUACGAUAUCAGGAAGCGGAAGAUUUGGUCUCUUUACCCGGAGGACACCAAACAGAGCCUUGUCGAGCAGGCAGUGGAGCCCAACAGUUCCUCUUUGGACUUUCCCGAUGUAGAUUGGUUAAUCGGCAACCAUUCGGAUGAGCUUUCGCCGUGGCUUCCUGUCUUGGCGUCGCGCUUAAAGGCCAAUUUCUUUCUGUUACCUUGCUGCCCGUACGAGCUAUCUGGAGCCAAGUUCAGGCGGCGGAACACCAAAAUAAGUGCCUAUCAGGACUUUUUCCACUACGUCACCCAUGUAACCAAGGAAUGCGGCUUUGAAAUCCUUCAAGAUCGCUUGAAAAUACCCAGCACCAAGCGUUUGGCUCUGAUUGGAAUAAAGGGAAACACUGCACAGGACUCUAGGGAUCUGGAGUAUUUUGUCCAGGAGGAGUUGCGAAAGUACAAAACGGGGGAUCACGAAAUUAAGCUGCGCGAGAAGGAGGAGAACGUGCGAAAUUGCACGCAGGUGGACAGAUCUAUCAUCGAUGGGCUGGUGUUGAAAAUCUUCAACCUACUCCUUGCCGCCGAUGAGGAUAAGUGGCUGGGAAGGCUACCCAUGCGGCAGAUUGCCCAGACUCUGAACAAGGAAGAGUUGAGUGGGAUUAAGUCCGAGUGCGGUGGCAUCAAGACCUUGCUGAGGAAUAAGCACGAGGUCUUCGAGUUCUGCGGCGGAGAUCUCAUAGGAAUCCGAAAACCCAAGCCAAUAGCUUUCCUGCCAUCACGUCUGACCACCAAGAAGCGUAGCUGCUUCUUCAAGAUGCAUCACCCGCUGGGCUGUCCCCUCGCAGAUUCCGAGUGCAGCUUUAUACACUAAUUAUUCGCAUUAUGGAUGUGGCGCUUGCUCACGUUUAUUGUUCAGAUUAUAAUAUAAAGAAAAGUGCAA
This is a messenger RNA of Drosophila kikkawai, 1653 nucleotides long. RefSeq names its product probable tRNA (uracil-O(2)-)-methyltransferase. The record is from RefSeq and is a predicted model, not a curated record. Gene Ontology annotation, molecular function: tRNA (uridine) methyltransferase activity. Gene Ontology annotation, biological process: tRNA methylation. NCBI's taxonomy places the organism in Eukaryota, Metazoa, Arthropoda, Insecta, Diptera, Drosophilidae.